Molecule: messenger RNA, 165 nt
Organism: Volvox carteri f. nagariensis
Lineage: Eukaryota; Viridiplantae; Chlorophyta; Chlorophyceae; Chlamydomonadales; Volvocaceae
Exons: 2
Molecular function (GO): protein binding
Source: RefSeq, a predicted model, not a curated record
CAGGACUACACGGCCUGCCGGGUCCUCCAUCUGUCCAACAACUGCCUGUCACGAAUAGAGGGACUGGACAACAUGACCGGGUUGCAGGCGCUGUACCUGCAGACCAACGACCUGCGUUCCCUGGACGGCCUCUCCGCCCUGACCUCCCUGCACAUCCUGCAUGUG